Messenger RNA from Bactrocera tryoni, 598 nucleotides. RefSeq names its product serine protease inhibitor Kazal-type 2-like. The coding region runs from base 158 to 397 and encodes 79 amino acids. The record is from RefSeq and is a predicted model, not a curated record. Gene Ontology annotation, molecular function: protein binding. Lineage: Eukaryota; Metazoa; Arthropoda; Insecta; Diptera; Tephritidae. The transcript has a single exon.
ACUUAUCAGCGCUAAGCAAGCGAAUUCAGUUGAUUUUCGAAACUACGUACGCGAAGUUAAAAUUUAGAAGCGACCGCUGGUUGUUUAGAACAAGCCAACAACAACAUUAUAUAAUAAUUUACAUAGACGAAUAUAUAUAUACAUAAAUCAAAACGAAAUGCAAUUCCUACGACUCAUCACAUCUUUGCUGCUGGCCGUCGUGCUACUUGCCACGCUGACCGCCGCUGCACCAGCUGCAGAGAGCGAUGGACCCUUCUGCCCCUGCCCACGCAACUACGAUCCAGUCUGCGGCUCCAACAUGGUGACCUAUUCGAACCGCUGCAAUUACGAUUGCGUGCGCCGUGAUGCGGAACGCCGUGGACGCAGUCUGAAUAUGCUGCGCUCUGGACCGUGCUAAAGACAUACAAACGAACCAUAAAUGGGUGUAUUGAUUUGAAAUGAGUUUUAAAUAAAGCUGCUUGUGACAAUGUUGUAUGUGCAUUAGAAAUAUAUAAAUUAAAUAAUUGUAUAACCAGUGAGCUGGGCGAAAGUGCUGAAGAUUUUAUAUAUGUGAAUAAUAUUAAAUAAAAAAUAAAUUAAAUAUUUUACCUGUGAAUAA